CCAUUUCUUCACAGAACUUCAGGCUCUAGUCAGGAUGAUGCCCUAGAACCAUUUUUUUAAACACCCACCUAAGGGCUAAUUACACUAUAUUCAUUCAAUUUAAAUUAUGUAAAUAAAAAAAAAACGUGUCCAUAAUGAGAUACAAGAAACACAGACUGGCAGGGGCAGUAGAGCCUCCAGACCAGGCUAACGGCUACGUCAACAGAGGUGCCGACAUGAGCACGGAGGAGACGGACAAGCUGCCGCCCCUGACCAUGGGGCAGAAGAAAAGGCGGUUCUCAGCCCCUACUGUUGCCGCCCCUGGUGGGAACCAGAUUGUGAUAGCCAGGACCCCACUAACUCAGGUGGCCUAUGACGACCUUCACCUCAACAAAGACGCCCUCCAAAAGACGACCUUACUGGAGAAGGUCAAGCGGAACAUGUACUGCUCCAAACGCCGUCUCUGGAAGCUGGUGUCGACCUACAUCCCCGUGAUUAAGUACAUCCGCUACUACAAGCUGAAGGAGAACUCCGUGGCUGACAUCGUCGCUGGCAUCACCGUCGGCAUCGUCCACAUACCCCAGGCCCUGGCCUUCGGUCAGCUCACCUCGGUCAAGGUCGAAAACGGACUCUUCACCUCCCUCUGGCCUGUUUUACUCUACGUUAUCUUCGGUACUUCCGCCCACGUUUCCAUGGGAACCAGCGCCGUCAUCUGCAUCUUAACCGCCGCGACGGUUGACAGGGAAGGUCAAGCCUGGGCGGCCUCGCGGCCUUGGAUUAUGAACCAAACUGGCAACGGGACGAUCCUUGACGAUUUACCGGAGUACAUGGAUUUUAAGGAAAAUCUGGCAAUGGCUAUAACGCUGAUUACAGGGAUUAUGAUGAUUGCUAUGGGGUUUUUGAAGUUAGGGUUCAUCACCGCGUACUUGUCGGAAUCUUUCUUCACUGCCUUCACGUCGGCCGCGGCCGUACACAUCGGCAUCAGCCAGGUCCCGGCCAUGCUCGGCAUCAAAAUAAAACGAUACGGCGGCGCUUUCAAAAUCGUCUUCAUGGUGCGGGACAUCUUCACCAACAUCACGGAGGCCAACGUGGCGGCGAUCAUCUGCGCCAUCAUCUCCUGCGUCAUCAUUCUGCUGGUCAAGGACUGCGUCAACGAGAGAUUCAAACACAAACUCUACGCGCCGAUCCCGAUUGAGCUGUUCAUCGUCAUCUUCGGCACGGUCGCUUCCUACUUCGGGGAUUUCCGAACAGAGUACAAGGUCGAUGUCGUCGGAACGAUCCCAACGGAAAUUCCCGUACCAAGCAUCCCUGUUGAAGGUUUGAAACUUUCAUCGAAUUACAUAGUCGACUGUUUCAUUUUGGCGAUUUUGAUCUUCGCCAACACCAUCGCCAUGGGCAAGAUCUGCGCCAAGAAGCACAACUACGAGAUCGACGACAACCAGGAGAUGCUGGCCUACGGCAUGUGCAACGCCUUCAGCUCGUUCUUCAACUGCUUCCCCUCCAGCGUCUCCCCGCCCCGGUCUAUGGUGGCCAGCAGUAUGAACGCCAGGACGACCCUCAAUGGCAUCUUCGUCUCCAUCCUCAUGCUCCUCGUCAUCCUCAUCGUCUCCAGGCUCUUCACUGAGCUUCCGAAAGCCGUUCUUGCCGCCAUCAUUUUCAUCGCACUGAAAGGUCUGUUUAUUCAAAUCAUCGACGGGAGAAAGUUCUGGCGAAUCAACAAAUUCGACUUCGUGAUUUGGUUCUUCACAUUUUUCGCUACAGUGUUUAUUGAUAUCGAUAUGGGGCUUGGAGUUGGGGUAGGCGUCUCCCUGAUAACGGUAGUUUUCCAGACCCAGUUCGCUAGAGGCUACAAGCUCGGCUUCACAAAGUCCGACCCCUGUUUCGUGGAACACAAAAAGUACCGAGACUCCACGGAAAUUCCCGGAAUCAAGAUUUUCCGAUUUCAGUCUUCGCUGUAUUUCGCGAACGCUGAAAUUUUCCGAAACACGCUGUACCGCUGCACCGUAAACCCGAGGAAAUUGCUGAAAGGUUUGAAGAAAAGAGAGAAGAGGUUAGCCAAGCUCAACAAUGAAAGAAUCGCGCAGGGACUCCCGCCAGAAGACAGACGCAACUCCAUCAUGAUGGGAGAGGUGGGGCUGGCCUCGCAAAACUCGUCAAGCAGUCUCAACAAGUACCCGCUAACCCUCACGGAAACAGAGAGGAACAGUAUGGGAAAGCUCACGAGCAGCGAGAGUGCUCAGGCUGAGAGGAUCCGACGCGUGUCGCUCCCCAACAUGGAGAAACCCAAAUUCCAGAGCGUCGACGAAGAUCAGGAGAUGAGCAACAACAACGGUGACCUGGGCAUCCCAUCCGGCAACGUCGUCGCUAAGUCUCCGAACCCAGAGCGAUACUCCAGCAAACAAGUCAACGGUUCUGGAACUCUGGAUUACUCCAAGCGACGAGAAUCGACUUUCUCCAUCGAUUUCGACGAUUUCGAAGAAGACCCCGACGACGGCGAUGAACUAUUCACAGAUGAGAAACUCCGACAAAUGAGGAAGAUCCACCACAUCAUUUUGGACUGCUCCACCAUAAAUUAUAUCGACGCAUCCGGGUCAAACGUCCUGAGCCACAUCUUCACAGAAUACGGGCACGUGAAUAUUAAAGUAUUUUUAGCUGGAUGCUCCGCUGACAUGCGCAGAGCUAUGGAGCACGCAGGCGCGUUUGAUAAGAUACCACGCAACCAUCUUUUCCUUGACAUUCAUGACGCCAUAGCCAUCGCCAAGCCAGAGAGGAUUCUGCCGCUGGAGGCUGAAGCUUUGGAAGACUUCUCCGACGAGGAAGCCAUAGAAGACUCGUAUGUAACUAAAAUGUAGACAACAACAAUCUACUUUGGCCAGGACAGACAAUCACGCAAGGUGAAACUUGCAAAAAUAAUACAUGAUUAAGUCCCUUUAUUUAAAAAUUAUUUCUAAAACACAUUUGAUAAAUAUUUUAGAAAACGAUGUAUUGGGUGAUUUCAUUGUAGCAUUCAAGCUACGUUUACUAUAAAAUGUAUCUCUCAUUCUCAUUACAGCAAAUGUUGUUUAUUCUUUUGUUGUUAAUAAUCUUCCACAAUUAUCAAUUUUUGAACAAUAUAUUUCAAAAGUUAAAAAAAAAUAUUAAAUUAUACACUUUUGUACUUGUAAUUAUUAGACAAAUAUUGUGAUGGAUAUUUUCAACAAAUGAUAAACAAUUUUUAACUAUACCUUUUACCCGAACGUUUUUAUUCAGACACCUACCAAUACCAUAAUUAAGUUUUUGAAAUUUUUUUAGUAAAAUUUGCUUGGUUUAGAUUAUAGUACAAGACUCGAAAAAAUUUCAUAGCUCGUUUUCCUAUCAAGUUCUUCUCAUUCAUUUUUAAAGCUUUAAUAAAUGUUCUUGCAUAUUGAUCAAGUUUCUUAUCAAUAUUUUUUAUGUACCAGAAAACUGUAAUGUAGUUUGAAAGCACAAGAUUGUUAUUUAUAUUGGUUUUUGAGUGGAGAAAAUGUUAUAAUUAAAGAAGUAACAAUUUGAUUUCAGUAAAAAGUUAAUAAAAUAGCAAAGUUUUGUUAUGUUAAAUGUGAACUUAGGGAGGAAAUUGAGGGUCAAAGGCUGCUUAAUGUUAAAGUGUAUGUAACAGGAUUGGAUUGCUGAAGUUGAUAUAGAUGGAUUGUUGAAUGUUGAGGUAAGUUUGAUUGGAUUGUUGAAUUUUGAGGUUAGUUUGAUUGGAUUGUUGAAUGUUGAGGUAAGUUUGAUUGGAUUGUUGAAUGUUGAGGUUAGUUUGAUUGGAUUGUUGAAUAUUGAGGUUAGUUUUAUUGGAUUGUUAAAUGUUAAAAGUUAUAAUUAGAUUGUUGAAUGAGGUUGGUAUAAUUGGAUUUACAAAAGUUAAGGUGAGUGAGUUUGGUAUAAUUGUUAAGGUUGGUAUAAUUGAUUGACUUAAGGUUACAAUUUGUAUGAGUGGAGUGUUAAAUAUCGAGACUAAAAAUUUAGUUUUUAUAUUUAACUCUCCAAUAUUGCUGAAGAGUGAUUAGGUUGUUAAACAACAAUGAAUGUUGAACCUGAAAUCUAGUCUAAGUCUUGAGUUUUCAAUCUAAGAUGUAAAACAAAACAAUACAAAUGGGGUAACAAGUUGAAUGAUGAAGUUAUAUCUGUAUAUUUGCUAUAUUAAUCUUGAAGAAGUGUUUAAAAACAUACUCACAUUAUAAAAGGAUUUCAGGUUUUCAUAGAGCAUGUAUCCUAGAGUCACUCAACUUUUAGGAAUGUUUUUUUUUUUUAACUUGUGUUAGCAAAAAUAUACUUGCUUUAGAGAAUUUGAGAAAAAUGAGGUAUUCAUGUUAAAAAACCUAUUGAAUUUUUUUAUUUACAAAGACUGAAUUAUUUUUUAAUUUUAUUUUAUCCAAUAUUGUUACCAGGUUAUUUUGAUUACUUAUAUAUUUUUUAAAAUAU
This is a messenger RNA of Physella acuta, 4422 nucleotides long. RefSeq names its product prestin. The record is from RefSeq and is a predicted model, not a curated record. Gene Ontology annotation, cellular component: membrane. Gene Ontology annotation, biological process: transmembrane transport. Lineage: Eukaryota; Metazoa; Mollusca; Gastropoda; Physidae.